UUAUUAUGACCCUUGUAAUAUGUCUGAUUGUGUCCCACAAAGUGGUUGUUUCAGCCAGAGAGAUCGCUUUGAUCCGUACUUUGACGUAGCUGGCUGGCUAGCUACAGCAGAUCAGUAUAUUUAGUGGCUGUAUAUAGUGAAAUAUCACUGUGUAGCUAUCAUGUAAGUGAACCCGGUAUGGACAGACAAGAGCCAUCUAUUGCCAGAAGCAUAUAUAUUGGCCAAUAACAUCCAUAGACUAUGGCUCUAUACUUGACUGGUGUGCAGUGUACAAGCAGACAGAAUCAAAACAGGAUGUCAGAUCUAUAUAAUGGUUCUCAGAUGUCUGUGGAGGGGAGGCUGGGGGCCAGGCUGGUGCCCUGCUGUGUGUGGCUGUGUCUCCUGUCCACCCUGCCCUGUUCCUGGUCCCAGGACCCCCUUAACGUUGGGGGCCCCGUGGAUUUUGGAGACUCCGUGGAUACAGAUCAGGGUGCCUUCCAACCGCAGAGUGCACUGUCUGACAUGGAGUUCUCUUCCAUUGCCUCCUACCGCGGCCCCGGCAACAAUGACUCACGUGGCAACAAGGACCUGCCCAUCCUGUUGUGGUGGAGUGCAGGACUCUUCCCUCAUUUCCCCGGAGACACAGAACGUAUCGACUGUCACACCUCCUCCUGUCUGGUCACACGCAAUAGGAAGGUUCAACUGUACAGACGUACCUCCUCCAUCAUCUUCUAUGGGACAGACUUCAGGGCCUACGAGGCUCCUCUUCCCAGACCCUCUCACCAGACCUGGGCCUUAUUCCACGAGGAGUCCCCCAUGAACAACUAUGUCCUGUCCCACAGCCCAGGCAUCAGGCUGUUUAACUACACAGCCACGUUCAGGAGAGGCUCAGACUACCCUCUGACCCUGCAGUGGCUGCCCUCCCUGGGAUACCUGCUCCAGCCUGUAGCCGUGUCUCUGGAGCAGAAGAACCACUGGAGGAGAGAGGGUCUGGCCCCCAUCAUGUACAUGCAGUCACACUGUGAUGUCCCCUCUGACAGGGACAGAUACGUGCAGAAACUCAUGAAGUACAUGGAGGUGGACUCGUAUGGGAAAUGUCUGAACAGUAAGCCCCUCCCUCAGUACCUGGAGGACACAAGCACGGCCACAGGGGAGGACGCCGGCUUCAUGAGCUUCACGGCACGCUACAAGUUCCACCUGGCCCUGGAGAAUGGCCUGUGUCAGGACUACAUGACAGAGAAGCUAUGGCGCCCUCUCCACCAGGGCUGUGUACCAGUCUACCGCGGCUCCUCAUCAGUAGCUGACUGGAUGCCCAACGACCUCUCUGUCAUCCUUAUUGAUGACUUCCCAUCACCUCAGGACCUAGCCAAGUUCCUCAAGGCGUUGGAUGAGAACGAUGAAGAGUACGCUAAGUAUUUACAGUUUAAGAACCCGAGCCAUGUUACCAACGUUGGCCUGAUGGAGGCACUGGAGAGCAGGGAGUGGGGCGUGAACGACAUGAGCAAACCCAAUUACCUCAACGGCUUUGAGUGCUAUGUCUGUGACCAGGAGAAUACCAGACUGGCAGCUGAACAGGCCUAUAGGAAAGCCCCAGAGAAGAGCCCGCCCCCCCAGCCUAAGAUGGCCAAUAAUUCUCAUAUGGGAUGUCCUCUACCCAGCCCGGGGUUCGGAGACCGUCAGGAUCUACACAUCAAUGACAGCUGGGUCCAGAUGUGGCCGCAGGACUACUGGCAGAGCUUAGAUCAGGCUGAAGGAUUGGAGUCUCUCAUCAGACAUAACGAGUCAGACCCUGCACUGCUCUGGCAUCACAUCCAGGAGUUGGCUAGGAGGAGGGCCAGAGGACAGGCAUAACUAGUCGAACCCUACACUGCUAAGGAACCACAUACAGUAGGAGAGCCAGAGGUAACUGAGAAAGUUCCUUAUUGCCAGUGUUUUUUUGGACAGAAAGAGGACAAGGAAAGAAAGCCAUCUAUUUGUCUAGAGACUUGCACCCCUUAACCAGUGGGGCGUGGCCAAAGUGGACCAGCGAUAAGAACCAAUGAACUGCUACUGAACUAUCGGUAGUGUAGACUGUAAAGGAUAGAGAAGAUGUACAAAAAUAUAUAUAUACAAUACUGCUUUUUAAUGUUGUCCACUUGAGGUGCCUGGUAGCCUCAUCUGUGGCACAAAAGGGCCUAAUGUGUGUCCAAGUUACAGUAGUGUUUUGUUAUCUCAAACCUGUCACCAAUACUUGUCUUUUCAACACUCAAUAAUGUACAUUUUUUUAUACUCUAUAUUUAUCAUGUUUAUAUAAAUCAAUUUUAUUGUUUUUCUGAGUCAAAGCGUCAAAAACAAUUUAAAAAAUAAAAAUUUGAUCGAAAA
Messenger RNA from Oncorhynchus nerka (sockeye salmon), 2340 nucleotides. It is a transcript of the gene pofut4, whose product is annotated as fucosyltransferase 11 (alpha (1,3) fucosyltransferase). The transcript has 6 exons. Gene Ontology annotation, molecular function: alpha-(1->3)-fucosyltransferase activity. Bases 241 to 1830 code for a protein of 529 amino acids. Gene Ontology annotation, cellular component: Golgi membrane. NCBI's taxonomy places the organism in Eukaryota, Metazoa, Chordata, Actinopteri, Salmoniformes, Salmonidae. The record is from RefSeq and is a predicted model, not a curated record.